Messenger RNA from Paralichthys olivaceus (Japanese flounder), 2056 nucleotides. RefSeq names its product spindle apparatus coiled-coil protein 1 (gene spdl1). Gene Ontology annotation, biological process: mitotic metaphase chromosome alignment; establishment of mitotic spindle orientation; protein localization to kinetochore. Lineage: Eukaryota; Metazoa; Chordata; Actinopteri; Pleuronectiformes; Paralichthyidae. The record is from RefSeq and is a predicted model, not a curated record. Gene Ontology annotation, molecular function: kinetochore binding. Gene Ontology annotation, cellular component: spindle pole; outer kinetochore.
CGGGCAGCCUCGUGUCGCGAGACUUAGAUGUGGAUUCAAACCGUGGCGCUUCGUGGUGUUGACACGGGAUCGUUCACUGACAAGAUGGCAGCAGCAGAGGAGUUAGAGUUGCUCAGGAACCAGCUGAAGGAGAGGGACGAGCAGGUCCAUCAGGCUGCUCAGGCUGGAUUAGAUCUUCUUAAGCAGCAGAUGGAACUGCAGAACACACUGGAUGAACAGAGAGUAGAGAUGACCAACGCACUUGAGGCCCUUGAGCAGAACAAGUACUCCUUGCAGAAGGAAGUGGCGUUGAAGAAUCGAAUGCUGGAGUCACUGAAGUCAGACUAUGAAUGUGUAAAGAACCAGCAGAGACAGCAGCUUCAGGAACAGCAGCAGCAUCUGGAGAGGAGCCACAGCAUGGCGCUCAGUGAGCUCAACAACAAGACACUGAGGUUGCAGUCUGCUCUGGAGGAAUCCCAGCUAAAUGAGAGACAACUCAAACACAAACUUGAAGUGCAGACUGAGACUCUGAAUAACAAAAUGGAAGAGCUGCAAGCUCUGAAUGAAAACACCCAGAGCUCCAUGACAUCUGAGAUGAUGGAGGUGCAGAUGAAGAUCAUGGAGCUGGAGACCAUUAAGGUGGAGUUGGAACAGACUCUGCAGGAAUGUCAGUACAGAGAACAGCAGCUGGAGCUCACCAAUAGCAGUCUGCAGCGUCACCUGGAGCAAAUCACAGAGGAGAAAGAGGAGCGAGAGAAAGAGGCGGUUUCCUGGUUUAAUGCAUUACAGAAAUCUCGUGAGGUGAACCGGGACCUCCAAAUCCAGUUGGACCAAGCUCAACAGCAAGCGCAGGAUCCCAACAGCAAAGGGAACUCUCUGUUUGCUGAGCUGGAGGAUAAGCGUGCUGAAAUGGAGAGACAGCUGAUCAGUAUGAAGGUCCAGUAUCAGUCCCUGCAGAAACAACAUGGCUUCAGCAAACAGCAGCUGCAGCGCAUGAAGGUUCAAGUAGCCACUCUGAUGCAGCUCCAAGGUUCCAGGGCUGACCCUGCGCAGCUGGAGAGACUCCAGUCCAUGCUGUCAGAGAAGAAUGGAGAGAUCCAAAAUCUCAUGACUAAACUGCAAAGACUGGAGAAGGUGGAGAUGAUACUGAAGUCUCAGCCAGCUAAUUUAGCUCCAGCUGAGAGCGGCGAUGGCCAAGAUGAGACCUACUACACUGACCUGCUCAAAAUGAAGCUCAACAACACUGUUAAAGAUGCAGAACGUCUAGGGGAUGAGCUUUCCCUGCAGAGGAUGAAGUCUUUGUCAGAGAGCCAGAGAGCUCUUGAGCUGGAGAGGAAACUCUUCACAUCUGAGCGGCUGCUCAAACAGACUCAGAGCGACAAGAUCAAACUACAGCUGAGAGUAGAGGAACUACAACACAAAUAUGAACCCAAAGAGGCAAAAAAUAAUCUGAUCCAGAAAAGGAAGAAAGAGAAACUUCCUGUGGAUAUUGUACCCUCCUCUCAGGAAAGCACACUUGAGAAGGGUGAGCAGAUAGUUACUUUGGAGACUGAUGUCACACAUGAUAGGACUACAGACCCCAAGGCUGACGUCAGUCCUACAACUAAGGCACGAAGCUCAACAAAAGGUUCAGAACUGACUUUGCCACGUGCUGCAAAAUGUGUGAAGAUCAGUGGAGAGGAGCCUGUUGUGAUUUCCAACCUAAGUUCUCCUGUGACUGACAGGACAGAUGCCGGGAUGGAGGAGAACCUGCAGCAGAACAAGAGAGAGGAGAGAAUUAAGAAACAGAGAGCAGUGGAGAUGAUCCACGUGAGCUCUAACAGCAGUAUGGAGAACCAGUGUGCCCAGCAAUAGGCCUCAUCUGGAACACACUGUGUGCCACCACAUGUGGAUCUCUGUGGACUGUGUGUGUGUGUGUGUGUAUAUAUAUAUGUUCUGCUAUCUCUUAACAGUCUUUAUUUCCUUUCAUAUAUUUGGAUUUAAAUAUGGGCUUAUAUGUCUUUCUGCCGAUUCUUUUUAUUUGCUCUACACUGUCAAAAAAUUUAAACAUUGCAAUAUUAAAACAUUUGCAACAAAG